GGCAGCACGAUGCCGCGCUCCUUCCUGGUGAAGAAGCACUUCUCGGCUAGCAAGAAGCCCAACUACAGCGAGCUGGAGAGUCAGGCCGUGCUGGCUGCCCCGCUGCUGUACGAGACGUGCCCGCUGCCCGUCAUCCCCCCGCCCGAAGUGCUCGGCCCCGGUGCUUACUAUCCGCCACUGGUGUGGGACGCGGGGCUUCUCUCCAGCCUCUUCCCGGGCGGCCCGGGCAGUGAGGCGGCGGGCGGAGCGGCUCCUGCCCUGGACCUGACCGCCCUCUCCAGCGAGGAGGAUGAAGGCAAGAGCUCGGGGCCCCCCAGCCCAGCCUCGGCCCCCGCCGCCGCCGAGCGCUUCCGCUGCGCCCAGUGUGCCAAGGCUUACUCCACCUUCGCCGGGCUCUCCAAGCACAAGCAAUUGCACUGCGACGCCCAGGCCAGGAAAUCCUUCAGCUGCAAGUACUGCGAGAAGGAAUACGUGAGCCUGGGGGCUCUCAAGAUGCACAUCCGGAGCCACACACUGCCCUGUGUCUGCAAGAUGUGCGGCAAGGCCUUCUCCCGGCCCUGGCUGCUGCAGGGCCACAUCCGGACACACACCGGUGAAAAGCCCUUUUCCUGUACACACUGCAACCGGGCCUUUGCUGACCGCUCUAAUCUCCGCGCCCACCUGCAGACCCAUUCAGAUGUAAAGAAGUACCAAUGCAAAACCUGCUCCCGGACUUUCUCCCGUAUGUCUCUGCUCCACAAGCACGAGGAGACGGGCUGCUCUGGCUCUCGCUGAGGACUCUGCUCCCCCAGGCCUCUCACCACGCAAAUACCUAUCUUAUAACUAGUUUCUGUAGGAGUUAGUUUCCUCCGUCGCCAUCGCAGUGUGCGCCGGGCUGGCUGCAGUUCCUCUGGCGCUGGAGACUUGCUCACACUCCUGGCUUGGUGCCUUCUCUGCAAUGUGAAGGCCUGAUGCUUCUCCCAUCCUGGCGUUUGAGGGUGCAGGAUCGGACUCCGGUGCAAAGCGUGGGUUACAAAGCGAGUGUGAAACUCGGGGGGCACAGCAGGUUGCCCCUGCUUGCCAGGGGCACUCAGCACCUUGCAGGGUUGGACCAGCACCCUGACCCCACCACCGGUAUCAAACAUUGCGACCAUGUAGCUGGGGGGGGGGGCGGCUGUGUUUUGAUUUUGUUUGUUUCUUUGUGUUUUGUUUCUUCCAUAACCACUUGGUAACUUCUAAGAACCAAUAUUUUCUUAAUGAAGGACAAAAUGUUACCCCCCUGCCCCAAAUGUAUAUAUGCCGCCUGUAGAAGGUGUAACUAUGCAAUAAUACAGUAUCCCAGUAGUUGUGAAGCAGCUGCUUCUCCCCAGCACAAUGACAAUUUGCAAUGCCUGCGAGAUUAACAGUGUCCAUAAAAGGCAUGGGUAGCCAUUUCAAACACGAACCCUGUUUACAGAGAGCUAUGCACUCAAGCACCUGUUAAUAUGACUCUUAACAACUGCUUUUCAAGAGAACUGUGACUAAUAGCAGGCACUUGUCAGCCGAUACAAUGGUGGCCUGUCCCAAGGCUGCCCAUCGACAGGUGUGUGCCAAAAGCCCUAUUUAUGGGUGUUGACAGGUGCCUCCUGAAUGCAUCUUUCUUUGGACAUUGUUUUCAUGGAAUCAUUACAAAGAGGAUGUUUACAUUUCAAAGGUACACUGGUAUUUAUAUUUUUGUGCUACAAUUUUGUACUGAUGAAACUUUUUAUAUAAUUAUAUACAGUUUAUUGAUAUUCAAUAAAAUGGUUAAUUUAUAA
Messenger RNA from Apus apus (common swift), 1775 nucleotides. It is a transcript of the gene SNAI1, whose product is annotated as snail family transcriptional repressor 1. Gene Ontology annotation, molecular function: DNA-binding transcription factor activity, RNA polymerase II-specific; RNA polymerase II cis-regulatory region sequence-specific DNA binding. NCBI's taxonomy places the organism in Eukaryota, Metazoa, Chordata, Aves, Apodiformes, Apodidae. Bases 10 to 774 code for a protein of 254 amino acids. The record is from RefSeq and is a predicted model, not a curated record. The transcript has 3 exons. Gene Ontology annotation, biological process: regulation of DNA-templated transcription.